UUUCUUUUAGGUAGCUACAUCAAUUAUUGUUUCCAUGUGCGUCCAUAUUACCACUAAAUUAUGUGUAAUAAAAUGAAUUAGCGAUAUGUUAAGGCUAGUGGGAUUGGGAUAAAUAUGAUAUAUCCAUAUAACAUCCUCGUGAUUUCUUCUGUUCUGCACAAAUUCUAAGUACUCAACUUCAGCUUCCUGGUAUUAUAUAUACUGUAAUACAUAUAUAAUUUCAGACUGAUCAUUUCCUAGUUGUUAAGCUUUGACAUGCUAACAGAAAUGAUUGAGCGGCUUUACUUACUAAACUGAUCUACUUCAUUACAUGGUUUAAGUUCUAUACUUAAGUAUAGUAGAAUUAUAUCGACUAAACCUAUUUAUAUGAUAAUGUGGUGUUUGAAUGAACUAAUGAUUCCUUUGUACUUGUUGAAUGCUUGGUUUCGAAUUUCAAAUACAGUACAUUCGUUAGUGCUUAUCUAGUAUUUCUUAAUCAGAUCACGUUAUUCCUGAGCUUCUUAGUUCAUACUAUAAUUCAAAUACUCCUAAUUAUCACAUUGGCGUCGAGAUGGAGUCCGUGAUGGAAUUGUUGGACAUACACGUAGAUUUUGAUGCUUUUGAGGAUUACUUUGAAAGGUUCGAACUCUGGGUUAUGACCAAGGAAGAUGAUGAGGAUGUUAAUAUUGUAGCAGAUUUCAUCAAAUUCAUCGGAAAAGAAGCAUAUAGCUUAUUAAAAAAUCUGGCUUUACCGGAAAAGCACAUUUCGCUUUCUUAUACAACUCUCAAGGAUCUACUGCUAGACUAUGCUAAGUGUACAAAUUUCAAACACGGUAAAGGGAAAUUUCGUAAAAUGAUUCACCUCAAUUCAGUGCAUACUCAAGGUUAUGCAGAUAAUUCAUUGAGGAUUUGUGAUGCAGUUCAUGAAGAUGAGCACAAGUUUGGUCAAUGUUUGUCCUGUGUCAAGUUCCACUCUUUUAAUUCAUGUAAAUUUCGUAAUUCUAAGUGCUUUAAAUAUGGCGAUAUUGGACAUAUUCUGUCAGUUUGUAAUACUACUGUUCAUCUUUCUGCAACGAAUAUUAAGUCUUGUAAUUGUGAUUCUAUUAAGUCCAGUGUUCCUAAUGAUCAUUUAUCCUUAUCAACGAUUUCAAAAGUCAGUGUAGACUCAUAUAGCGGUUCAGAGUUAAAUGAAACUCAGAAUUCUUGCAAGACAACAGUUUCUAAUCAAUCAACUUAUCAGAUUUCUAAUGUUAUUGUACCAGAUAUGAUUUUCCCUAAUGAUUCCCUUAUUUCUGACGAAAUCCCUUACAAAUCUGAGGUAAAUAUGUUGAAUGAACCUAAUCAUGAUCAAAAACCUGAUGGAGUCUUGAUAGAUGCUGAUUUUUCUAAUGAUCCUCUACUCUGCAAUGACAUUCUUAAUAAAUUUGAGUCAAAUCUCGAUAUUGUACCAAACAUUAUUUGUCCUCAUAAUGUAUUUGUUUCUUGUGGGAAACUUGUUCAAUGCAAAGCACCAGUACUAAAUGAUCUGGAUUUUGUAUACAAAUCGGAUGAAUUCAUAUCAAAUGCUGUUUACCCUUAUCAUAAAAACACUUCUAAUGUUUACUCUAACCACUGUGAGAAAUAUGUUUUAAAUGAAGCCACAUCAUUCAUAACUUGGAGAUAUAACGAUCCAACAUUAUUUCGUGGGGGAGGAUAGUGUUGAAAAAUCUAUGGUUUGAAUUCUAGAUAAUAAUGAUUUCAUUGCAAAACCGACAUACUGACUGUAUACAAUUCCCUGUGAAUCUGUUCCGAUUUCGUUUGUUAAUUCCAAUACUACAAAGUUUUUAUCUAAUACAAUGUCGGACAGACUCAGGAUGAACUUAAGAAGAAGACGUACAACCGACUACAAACACUUAUACUUCUAUUUAAGCUGUGGCGGAUGUGGUGCUUGAAUGAACUAAUG
Molecule: messenger RNA, 1921 nt
Organism: Schistosoma intercalatum
Lineage: Eukaryota; Metazoa; Platyhelminthes; Trematoda; Strigeidida; Schistosomatidae
Source: the annotation of a GenBank genome assembly